AUGAAGGCAUUUCUUGCACGGGAUAGAGUUGCCGAGUCGGCUUCUACGUCCGAUGACGAGACCGUGGUCGCCGUACAAGAUGGAGUCCGCUUGAAUGCCGCGGGCUACAAGGAUCAAUUAAAUCGCCAAUAUGGUUUCUUUGGACUGGCAAGCAUGGCUCUGACGGUGGACAAUGCCUGGGUUGCCUUGGGAUCGUCCAUUUCUGUAUCAAUUCUCAACGGUGGCCCACCCGGCAUCAUUUACGGCCUCCUCGUCGCCGUCUUUUACUACUCCCUCAUCGGCUUGAGUUUAUCAGAGCUCGCUUCAGCAGUCCCCACGGCGGGCGGCGUCUACCACUGGGCCACCAUCGCCGGCGGUCCUCGCUGGGGCCGAGUCCUCGGUUUCUUCACCGGGUGGAUCAACUUCUACGGCUGGCUCUUCUCGCUCGCAGCCCUGCUGCAGAUCUCGAGCAAUGUGGCCGUGAGCAUGUACGCCGUCUGGAACUGGGACACCUACGUCAGCCAGCCCUUCCACGUCUUCAUCGGGUACCUCAUCAUCCUCUGGGGGUGCGCGGCCUUCAUUGUUUUUGCUAACAAGUAUGCUCCGUACACCCAGCAAGCCGGAACGAUAUUCGUAUUGAUCGGCGGCGUCGUCACCAUUAUCGUUCUGGAGGCGAUGCCGAAGCAACAUGCGAGUAAUCACUUUGUAUGGGGCUCUUUCGACGAGAAUAAUGCCACAGGGUGGUCAGGGGGCGUUGCUUUUCUCCUGGGUGUUCUUAACGGCGCCUUCACGAUUGGGACUCCUGACUCGGUAACCCACAUGGCUGAAGAGAUGCCACAUCCCAAGAAGGAUCUCCCAAAGGCUAUCCUUUUGCAGAUAUCCCUUGGCUUCGUUUAUGCCUUCUGCUUCGCCGUCGCAUUGUCGUACGCAAUCACGGACAUUACGGCUCUCCAAGGAGGCUUCAACUCUUUCCCGCUGACCAACAUUUACGUGCAAGCCACUACCAGCAGCGAUGGAAUCCGAAACCCAGGCGCAGCGUUUGGUCUGCUAUUCAUCAUGCUGGGCUGUACGCUGACGUGUUGCGUGGGCCUGACUUUGACGGUUUCGAGAACCUACUGGGCGCUCGCACGCGAUAAUGCUGUGCCACUAUCCAAUGUCUUCGCUCAGGUUAAUGAGCGCCUGAGCUGUCCAAUUUGGUCAACCUUGUUUGUCUGCGUCGUCGCAACCGGACUGGGCGCCAUACCCCUCGGAAGCUCAGCAGCCUUCCUAGCACUGGCAAGCUCGUUCAUCAUUCUGACAUCCGUCUCAUACGCCAUCCCAUUCGCAGCGAACAUGCUCUCGGGACGAAAGUACUUCCCUCGUGGACCCUUCCAUCUGGGAAAGGCGGGAUACAUCAUCAACGGACUGGCCGUGCUAUUCAUUGUCUUGUUUGAUAUCAUGUUUUGUUUCCGCACCAGCUUCGGCACAAUGGGAUCAUCCUCUUCAAAAGCCGCGCAAGGCGCCGCGCGCAAAUUCCCGACCCGCGCUCCGGGCGCUGUACCACCACCGUCAACCGCCGCGAGAGCAGCUCCCGCUGCCCCUCCGACGCAGCCCCCGCAGGCUCAGUCGCGGGCGAAGACGGCGACACUCAAACCAGAGGAUCUCACGUCCGCUACAACCACCACAAAUCCCGAAGUCACCGCCGAAUUCUCCUCGCGCCUCCGCCAAAUGGGCAUCGUCCAGCCGAACCCAACCUUCUCCUCCACAUCAACAGCCAGCGCCGGCCCCGGUCCCGUCGCAGGCAGCCGCCCCGGCCCAAGUCCUCACGCAGACUUGAUCCAGAACCCGGGCCCCUUAUUCCCUUCCACAUCCCGCAACGCGACGCUCGGCACCCUCGAAGCCAGGCGUCGGCUGCAGCAGGAAGCCGAUGCUGAGUUUGACGGGCUCGGACGCAGUAGCAGUGGCGGCAGAGAGUUUCUGGAUUUGAAGACGAUUAUCCAGAUGCACCUCAUGCGCGAGAGGGGACACUCGCCCGCUGAGAUUGAGGCGAGGUUAGAUUUGAAGGCUGGGGUUGUUGCGAGGUUGGGUCGGAUUGGGAUCACGUCGCCUGCUUGA
Colletotrichum tamarilloi is the source of this 2073-nucleotide messenger RNA. RefSeq names its product choline transporter. Gene Ontology annotation, molecular function: transmembrane transporter activity. The record is from RefSeq and is a predicted model, not a curated record. Gene Ontology annotation, biological process: transmembrane transport. Gene Ontology annotation, cellular component: membrane. The transcript is spliced from 8 exons. NCBI's taxonomy places the organism in Eukaryota, Fungi, Ascomycota, Sordariomycetes, Glomerellales, Glomerellaceae. Bases 1 to 2073 code for a protein of 690 amino acids.